Molecule: messenger RNA, 1219 nt
Organism: Cicer arietinum (chickpea)
Lineage: Eukaryota; Viridiplantae; Streptophyta; Magnoliopsida; Fabales; Fabaceae
Product: xyloglucan endotransglucosylase/hydrolase 2
Biological process (GO): carbohydrate metabolic process
Molecular function (GO): hydrolase activity, hydrolyzing O-glycosyl compounds
Source: RefSeq, a predicted model, not a curated record
AAACACAUUCUUCAUAUCACAAACAUUUUCCCUCUCUCUCUCUCUCUCACACACACAUAUUUCUUUUCUGUCCAAUUAAUUAAUGGCUUCUUCUAUUAAAUUAUUAAAUAUUCUGAUAUUGAUUAUUAGCAGCACCUUAGUGGCUACAUGUUCUGCCAAUUUCUACCAAGAUUUUGAUCUAACAUGGGGUGAUCAACGUGCUAAGAUAUUCAACGGUGGUCAACUUCUAUCUCUGUCUUUAGAUAAAACAUCUGGUUCUGGCUUCCAAUCCAAGAAAGAAUAUUUAUUUGGUAGAAUUGAUAUGCAACUCAAACUCGUUGCUGGUAACUCUGCUGGAACCGUCACCGCUUACUACUUGUCAUCACAAGGGCCAACUCAUGAUGAAAUUGAUUUUGAGUUCUUGGGGAACGUUAGUGGUGACCCUUACAUUCUACACACAAACGUAUUUUCUCAAGGCAAAGGAAACAGAGAACAACAGUUUUACCUUUGGUUCGAUCCCACCAAGAAUUUCCACACUUACUCAAUCAUCUGGAAGCCCCAACACAUCAUAUUCUUAGUUGACAACAUCCCUAUAAGGAUGUUCAAGAAUGCUGAAUCAGUUGGUGUUCCAUUCCCAAAGAACCAAGCAAUGAGAAUCUAUUCAAGUCUUUGGAAUGCAGAUGAUUGGGCCACAAGAGGUGGUUUGGUCAAAACUGAUUGGUCCAAAGCACCCUUUACAGCUUACUACCGCAAUUUCAAAGCCACUGAACUAUCCUCUCUAUCUUCCAAUUCCUUCUCUGAUUCUGCAUUACAAAGCAAUGAGCUUGAUGCUUAUGGUAGAAGAAGAUUGAGAUGGGUUCAAAAGUACUUCAUGAUAUAUAACUACUGCAAUGAUCUUAAACGAUUUCCACAAGGUAUUCCUGUGUAGGCGUUCAAGGUUCUGAGAGAUUAUAAUUAAUAGUGAUCUUGUCUUAAAAUUGUUAUGUUUUAAUUUAUAUUAUACCAUUCUUUGAUUUUAUGUAUUCCACUAUAGUUUUUCUUUUGGUUUUUCAUUAUGAAAAUAAAUCAAAUUAUUUGUACUCAACAACAUUGUGAUGUAAUGUUGAUUAUUUUGGAAAUAAUUUAUCCCACUAGUAUCAUAAAGUGGCACAAGUAACUAGUGUUUAUAAAGAGGAGGUUUGAUCUUGGGUAUUCUAAUGCGAUGGUAUUUGACACAUUUUGUGUGUGUAUUGACAUAGUA